AUGCCCACUGUCGCAGAGAUGCAGUCACCGCCAUUUGAAGACUUUAGCGCAUCCUUGAAGAAGUACUUCAACAAUCCAAGCCUUUCAGACGCCGUCAUCAAAUGCGGAGGACAGGACUUUGCAGUCCACAGUCUUGUUCUCUUUUGCCACUCCAAGUAUUUCAAAAAGCAACUCGAUGGGCCAUGGAAGGAAAGUUCUGAGCGAGUCAUAGAAAUCAUGGAUUUCGAUCCCGCUGUUGUCAAGGCGAUGACUGUCUUUUUCUAUAGCUUCGACUACGAGUCCCCGACUGAUUCAUCAGCUAUGACAUUCCAUGCCAAGGUCUAUCAAAUUGCUGAUAAAUAUGACAUUGAGGCCCUAAAGAAACUUGCUGCGACGAAGUAUCGCACCAGCAUCGAUGCGGGAUGGGAGAUGGAUAGUUUUCCAGAUGCAAUCGAACUGGCAUAUACAACUACGCCACCCGGGGACCGAAGAUUGCGCGACAUCGCUGUGGAGGUUACCAUCGAAAGGAUUGGAACGUUGAUGAGUCAGGACGCGUUCAGCGAAAUGCUGAGUGUCAAUCCCGAUCUCGCUGCCGACAUUAUCCGCUGCUUGCACAAGGAUUCAAAAAGAUUGCGAGAGAUAUCAGCAAAAGUCCAAAAGCAAAUGGAAUGGGCUCAACGGGAUUUACAAAGGUCUAGGGACCAGCUAGCAAGGGAUCAGAAUGCCGAGGGCAUUCUCGGGGCUAUUUCACUUCGUAACACGCUUGGGAGAUAA
Molecule: messenger RNA, 753 nt
Organism: Fusarium subglutinans
Lineage: Eukaryota; Fungi; Ascomycota; Sordariomycetes; Hypocreales; Nectriaceae
Product: ARM repeat protein
Exons: 3
Coding region: 1-753 (250 amino acids)
Molecular function (GO): protein binding
Source: RefSeq, a predicted model, not a curated record